This is a messenger RNA of Aspergillus mulundensis, 669 nucleotides long. Its product is annotated as peroxiredoxin-like family protein. The record is from RefSeq and is a predicted model, not a curated record. The transcript is spliced from 2 exons. Lineage: Eukaryota; Fungi; Ascomycota; Eurotiomycetes; Eurotiales; Aspergillaceae. The coding region runs from base 1 to 669 and encodes 222 amino acids.
AUGGCCGCCUCCAUAACUAGAUCCCCCGAUAUCCCGCCCAGCGCCACCGACCUGCGCGACGCCUACAACCUCCAGCUGCAAUCCGCAUCCGGCGACCCCGUGAGCUUCGGCGACCUGAUUCUUGAAAAGGGCGAGAUCACGACGAUUGUUGUUUUCAUCCGCCACUUCUUCUGCGUCUACGACCAAGACUACGUCCGCUCCGUCAGCCACCACCUCACCGACAGCGUCCUCCAGACAACCCCCGCAGCCGCAGGCGGGCCGAUCCAGCUGAUCAUCAUCGGAUGUGGGGACCCUUCCCUGAUAGUCCCGUACGUCUCUGACACCGACGCGCACUUCCCCGUGUACAGCGACCCCGAUGGAAAAGUGUAUGAGAAACUGCACAUGGAGCGUACGGUCGCGAAUAUCAUGCGUCCGCCUGUGUACACGGAUGUCGGGUUCUGGAGGUCCAUGGGUAUGACGCUGCGGCAGAUGGUGGGGAGGGGAUGGAAGGGCUUGCGGGGUGGGAGGUGGGAUCAGAAUGGGGGUGAGUGGGUGUUUCGGAAUGGAAGGUGUCGGUUUGUGCAUCGGAUGGAGAGUGUGAGUGAUCAUUUGACGGCGGGGGAGUUGAUGAGGAUUUUGGAGAGGAGGGGGAGUGGCGAUGAGGUUGCGCUUGGGAAGGUGGAGGAUUGA